This is a messenger RNA of Dermatophagoides farinae (American house dust mite), 704 nucleotides long. The record is from RefSeq and is a predicted model, not a curated record. Lineage: Eukaryota; Metazoa; Arthropoda; Arachnida; Sarcoptiformes; Pyroglyphidae.
GUCCGAGUUCACCUUUGUUGAGAUUUGUUUUGUGUUUUUCUGUUCACACAUUUUUACUUGUGGUCACCGAAGAAAAAAGUGUCUAAAUUUUUUUUUACCAAUCGAAUCAAAACUUUUCAUUUGAUAAACAAAAAAAUGUUGAUCAAAACUAUUAGCAGCAAUCUACGAUCGGUGAUUUCAUCACGAUAUGGACAAUUGUCUCAGCUACGAUCUAUGUCAUCUCAAGUGGAAAAUAUGGGUCUUGCUGAACCUAAACAUGGUCGUAAAGAAACCGAUGAACAAUUCGAUCAGCGUUACAUUCAAUAUUUCAGCCGACCAGAUAUUGAUAAUUGGGAAUUGAGAAAAGGUAUCAAUGAUCUACAUGGUAUGGAUUUGAUUCCUGAACCAUCGAUUAUUAUCGCUGCACUUGAAGCUGCACGUCGAUUGAAUGAUCAUUCGAUUUGUGUACGAUUUUUGGAAGCCUUACGAUGGAAAAGCCGUUUCGAUAAAAACAUUUAUCCAUAUUUGAUUCAAGAGAUUCGUCCAACAUUGGAUAAAUUGGGCAUCAGUACACCAGAAGAACUUGGCUAUCAUGAACCUGAAUUAGUGAUCGAGGAUUGUUUUGAUAAAUAAUUUUCAUUCAAAUGAUUGAUGAUUAAUUGUAAAAUGUAUUUCGCGCUUUUGUGUGCUUAAUCAUAAAAUAUAGCUUAUAUUCGUAAAUCAAA